CUCGAUACUACUGCACAGCUAGUUCAGUGGUUGAAUAAGCGAUUGACCCGAAGACUAGAAGUUGUGUGGUGGUGGUGAUUUCAUCUCCUAAUCCCCGCGCUGGCUGCAUGACGUAGCUAACCCUCGCUCGCCUUUUUCUCCCCUUCUCCUCUCGCUGGCCGCAGCAUAUCGUCAUCGUCGGCCCUCCCGAACAUUCCGCACAUAAGAAACUAUUCUCUCCGACCAUCUGAAAAAGAAGAACCAUCUAUAAAUUUUAUUAGACGGAUCAGAAAUCCGCUGAAACACGAUCGACAACUUCUCGAAGCUCGAAAGCCACUGUUGCUCGGGCCAUCCUUAUCGCUGUCUCAUCUCCAGAUCGAACUAGCCGAUCCAGAAUCAUCCGGGAGCCUCUAUCCAUCUAUACUUCAAUAUUCUUAUACUUCUUACCAGCGUAGACUACUAAAAUGGUCGGAAUGGUUGGAAAGGCUGUCCCGCUCGGCCUCCGGCUCUGGGAGUUCCUCUGGACUCUCCUCGUCAUGGCCUUGAUCGGUAACAUGAUCGCUGAGGCGUUCGCAGGCAACCCUGCCACGGUGAACUACGCCAUGUUCGUCUCGGCGUUCUCGAUGUUCACUCUCUUCUAUACUAUACCCGCCACGCUCAACUCCGACUGGGCCAUCCACCCAAUCUUCCUGAUCGUCAUCGAUACCCUCAAUGCGAUCUUCUUCUUCACUGCCGGUAUUGCUCUGGCUGCCAGGCUGGAAUGCCACAGCUGCAGCAACGACAGCUACACUCUCCACAACGAGAUCACCAAUGGUUCCCACAACCGCGAAAAGCGCUGCCGUGAGGCGCAGGCCUCGACUGCCUUCCUCUGGUUCGCCUGGGCCGGCUACACCGUCUCGUUGGUCUUCUCAAUCAUGGGCUCGCGCUCCGCUGGCGUCAACCUCCGUGGCCGCACUGGUCCUGCUCGUGGGGCUUCUCGCCCCAGCAUGGCGCAGGUUUAAGGGUGCCAUGAGUGGCAGAGACAAGAGGAAGUCGACACUGUCCCCAAUCUGUGUCGCCUCUCCGAGUCACGGAAGGCUUUGGACACACUGACUUACUUCGGCUAUAAUGCAUAAGGGAAACUGAAUGGCAAAAGACAAAUAACUCACGACUUUGCAAAGGACAAGAAGAAAAACAAAGAUGAUAACGUAUCUGGCGCAACAUGGGACCAUGACGCUGCGCUCGAGAAUGACAGUCUGGAAUUUCUUGUGAUGGCUGCAUAACUGGUAUUCAAAUCGUGAUUGGUAAUAUCGGAGGUGUUUAGUGGUUAUAUUUUAUGUGUAUAGGGGCCCCGAGAGGAAAUGGGGUGUGGGGUUUAAUCGUUAGGAUGGGGUGGACGUGGAGUUUAUAGUUCUUAUCUUCUUUUGAUGUCUACUGUUCUAUUAUGUGACUGAUAGUAUGUAAUACUUGGAUCUAAUCAUUUUCGGUAUAUUGGGCA
Aspergillus saccharolyticus JOP 1030-1 is the source of this 1456-nucleotide messenger RNA. Its product is annotated as MARVEL domain-containing protein. Bases 453 to 980 code for a protein of 175 amino acids. Gene Ontology annotation, biological process: protein localization to plasma membrane; eisosome assembly. NCBI's taxonomy places the organism in Eukaryota, Fungi, Ascomycota, Eurotiomycetes, Eurotiales, Aspergillaceae. The transcript is spliced from 3 exons. Gene Ontology annotation, cellular component: eisosome; plasma membrane. The record is from RefSeq and is a predicted model, not a curated record.